AUGUGCUAUUAUAUUUCGAUUCUCAUCUACUGGGGAGCAGACUGUCGUACUGUUGGAACCGGACCGGUACUUAUGUAUUGCACGAAAACCAUCCGCUCGUACUUCCGUUGCAGACACCCCUUCUUCUCAUCGAUUAACUCAUCUCAGAUCUUCUUCCUUUCCCUCCUCAUAGCGGGAGAAUGCAUGUUUAUUCCGAGCGCGUGGCCAAGAGUCUCAACUUUUCAUCGGCUCUUCAUACCAGCCCUCGCGCUUCUUCCAUACGUCUUUCUGUACGCUAGCGUUGUCACCAAGUCGUACAUCACUCACGAAAACCACGAGGAUGAGAUGGCACGGUAUCCAUAUGAUCGAGUGAUUUUCAAUCCAGGUCAUCGUUGCCGUACGUGUGAUUUUCUGAAGCCGGCGCGAAGUAAGCACUGCAGUUUCUGUAAAGCCUGUGUUUCGCGGCACGAUCAUCACUGUGUAUGGCUGACCAACUGCGUUGGUCGGAACAACUACCAUUACUUCUUAUCUUUGUUACUAUCCUUAUCGCUGAUGUUGGCAUACGGGUCAUGGCUUGGUUUCUCUCUUGUGUCGCAAACACUAGAGGGACUCAUACCAUCGAGCUCACCGUUGCGAUCGAAAUCACAAGAUUGGACAACCUGGCUCAAUGUCUGGGCAAUAGCUAUUGCUUCUGAUAUUCGUGUUGGUGCCGUCGCCAUGCUAACAGCAAUGACAGCGCCAUUGGCCAUGGCCUUUCUACUGUAUCACACCUACCUCAUCUGGGCUGGCAUGACAACAAACGAGAGCGCAAAAUGGUCAGACUGGAAAGAAGAUGUUGCAGAUGGCCUGGUAUUCAAGUCCACCAGAAGCGAGAUUUAUGGGAAUCAAUCCCACUCUGAUGAGGACACUCCGGCUCAAAGAACCUGGCCAGUGAGCAGUAAUCAGAUCCUAGUAAUCACGGACGGCGAGCCCCCCAAGGAGGGCUUCCAGCUCUGCUCACGGUCGAAUGAAAUUCUUCAGAAGGAUGAUCCGCAGGCGCCAGUUGACACAAGAUGGACUGAAGUGAACAGUAUGCGGGAGAUUGACAAUAUAUAUGACUUGGGAUUUUGGGACAAUCUACGGGAAGUUUUCCAUAUGCCUAUUAGACGCUGCGUACGAUGA
Messenger RNA from Aspergillus fumigatus Af293, 1140 nucleotides. NCBI's taxonomy places the organism in Eukaryota, Fungi, Ascomycota, Eurotiomycetes, Eurotiales, Aspergillaceae. The record is from RefSeq and is a predicted model, not a curated record.